This is a messenger RNA of Zootermopsis nevadensis, 4409 nucleotides long. The record is from RefSeq and is a predicted model, not a curated record. NCBI's taxonomy places the organism in Eukaryota, Metazoa, Arthropoda, Insecta, Blattodea, Termopsidae.
AUGCCAAGACGACUACACAAUGCGAUUUCGCUGAAGAAAGGGCAUGUGUAUACAGAUUUAGGGGUAAAACCCUCCUCCUGUGUAUCAGGAGACAUUGCGUCAGACGUCACAAUUUGGGGUACGAAGACCUUGUCUGUGGCCGCAGUCUCUUCAGACUGCAGCAAAGAGAGAAGCGGUGUCCUCGGCGGUCACACUCCGUCUUGCGGGGGCGACUUCCGACGCCCUUCCACAUCCUCGUCAGUCAGCGUCGUCGACCCGAUGCAUCUGACGGCGAACACAGGGGGCGCCACGACGGCCGCUGCGUCUCCCGAAGGAAGCAGCGCUGGAAGUGGCAACGUCCUCAAUGACACAUACACGAAGAUGACGUCCGAUAUCCUGGCAGAGCGGACGUUGGGAGACUUCUUGUCGGAACAUCCCGGUGAACUUGUCCGGACCGGAAGCCCCCACUUCGUGUGUACGGUCCUUCCGCCGCACUGGCGGUCCAACAAGACUCUGCCCGUCGCCUUCAAAGUUGUGGCUCUCGGGGACGUGCUGGAUGGCACCCUGGUCACUGUUCGGGCGGGGAACGACGAGAACUACUGCGCGGAACUUCGCAACUGCACGGCGGUCAUGAAGAACCAGGUGGCCAAGUUUAAUGACCUCAGGUUCGUCGGCAGGAGUGGCAGAGGAAAGAGUUUUACGCUGACGAUCACAGUGAGUUCCUCGCCCCCGCAGAUGGCGACGUACAACAAGGCGAUCAAAGUGACGGUGGACGGACCCCGGGAACCGCGCUCCAAAACAAUGCUCUCUCUUCUAGGGCAGCAGCAACAGUUUCACGCCUUCGCGUUUGGGCAGCGCCCCUUUCUGUCAGGACACUUUGGCAACCCGCUCGACCCGCUCCAGAGGACAGAUCCGCUGUCAGGGUCCCUCGGCUUCAGGAUGCCUGCCAUGUCCAACUGUCAGAGAUUGGUGGAGUGUGACUCAGUACCGCCGAGAGAGGGAAGGGAGACCGGCGGUUCUGAUUGUCAACCAGAUCGAAUAGCUUUAGAGGGUGGAGUGAUGCUGAGCCUGAAUGGCGGGGGGCAGGGUGCCACCGCCUCAGCACACGACAGUUUCGGCGCUGCCAGCGCGGUUUCCUCGCUUCUACCGGACACUACGGGGUCUGCAGGUCCUGGAGCGGUAGUUCCAGGGUCGGAUCUAGAUCAGCACUUGGGAUCUCUGGUGACACCUCACAGUGGCAACAACCAUCACCAGGCUGGCGCUACGAACACCACACACCACGGUGCCACCAACAACCACAACCACCACCACGAGCGAGGCGUCUCUUCAGGGUCCUCAAAUACAACCUCAGGCGGGGGCCUUCUCGUACCGCGCUAUCCAGGCGUUGGGUCCUCGUCCAUCACUGUGUCCUCGACGGACUUCGGUCUGGGAGGACCGCGGUCUUUGUCGGAUUCAUCCGCUGGUGAAAGUCCUGUGGGAAGCGAGGAGAUCCUGCCAACUGUUGGGGUCGGUGGGAACUCACUAGUCGGCCACCACCUUGGUUCAGGGGGAGGCAGUGUUGGUGCCGGAGGUGUGCCUGGCACUAACGGCACAAGUUUCUCGUCCCUCAUGUCCGGUCACCACCACAAUCAGCAAGGCUAUGGAGGCGGUUCAACAAAUGCAGCCGCUGCUGGUCUUUACCUCAGCACCCCAGUUCUACCAGCGUCGCUGCUCUAUUCCCAACUGUACAGCGCGGCGAGCAGUCACCAAAACCACCAGUUUCAUCACCUCCAUCACCAUCAUCACCACCACACAGCCACAGCAAGUAGCCAAGACAUUAUGGACCACACAAAUGCUGCUUCGAGUCUCGGACAACGUUCGUCAGUGCAGCAAGUUAGCGAACUUUUACUGGGAGGUGGAGGGGCUACGACAGGGCCCUGUGUAGCCGCGGUGACGUCAUCGGCAGGUGCGGUGGUCCCUGGUGGACGCGGUGCUUCGGGGUUGUCGGAUGACGAGCAACAGACGGCCGCACAGCAAGUUGUCGUGGGUGGUCAACAGCAGCCGAGGUCUCACACCACCGCCGACAACACAGCGGUCUGGAGACCGUACUGACUCGUCCAGGAAUAACCAGAGGCCACCUUAUCGCAGCUCUGCACAGCGGAAGACGGGGGUGUUCUGCACCAGGAGUUGUUGGGUGACCGUCCGCUGCAGGCCUUCGUUGGAUAUGGAUUAUUUGGAAACCCGUAGGUCCCGUCCGAAUGUUAACGAUAUCGAAUUAAGAAUAUUUGCCGACGUCUGUAGGUGGUUUCAUAAAUUAAGUGAAGUGAUUUGCGAGUGAUCGAACUUUAACAUUUUGUUUUAUCUUAAGGCCCAUUCGCAAUAUGACAUAAAUUCGGUGGUUUUUCGUGAGUUGGGGAAUUUCUUUCUCGAAUUUAUGAGACUCGAUAACGCCUUUCAAAGGCAAACUUUAGAGAAGAGUACUACAAAUAUGAAGACAAAAGUAAAUAUACGAGAACAUUUUAUCUGAAUAUCAUACGUGUUUAUAAAUAUUUCAUAUCGAUCAUUGAAGCAGAUAACAAAUGGACGUUUCUGCAGAUAAAAUUAGGUAUCACUACACUGAUUGAAACGUGGUCGUCUAAAGUUCCAUGUGUUCAUGAAGAGGAUGCAUCAAGUUCUGCAGAUACGAUCUCUAUCAGAAAUUCAGCUUUCGAAAAAAUAUAGAUAUUUCCAACAGAAAAUAAGUUUUUGUCGUCCAACUACAACACGUGCUUAAAGUUUGCGAAAGAUGUAAAUACUCGUUAAGUCCGUAAUACACUGCAGAUCAGGAAGGCGAUUUCCGAUAUGUCACAGAACAUGACAGAGCAAGGUGAAAAGGAUUCUGUGUGACAUGACGAGGAAGGCGUGAAAAUGAACCACUUUGUUAAGUGAUCCACUUGUGAUGAUGCAUUGUCGGAUGCACGUAGUUGGCCAGCGGACUCCAAUGUAAUGGAAAGUAAAUUGAAUUUCACUGAUAACAACUUGAAUAAACAGGAAUAUUAAAUUUCAGUUUUUAUAAUUUAAGACUAGAUGUUUCGUAGAAUAUUUUUACGUUUUAAAUAAUGAAUAUAUAAAAAUUAACUUUCUUGCGUUGCUAAACUUAAUUCUAAACGUUUAGCAAAAGUUUUUACCUUCGAUUAGCCAUAGCCGAAUUUUAAUUAAAUUUAUGGAGACUGUUUCCAUAUUUGAAGAGACAUAAAAAGCCUGGCCACUGUGAAAAUAUCGCGCGAGUUUAUUUUCCAAUUGUAUCCUUAUUCACCAUCAUUAACUUCUAAAUGUAUCUUCAGUUUCGGUUUGAAAGUCAUUACGAAUUACGGGCUUAACCUUCUCUACACGUGGUAUUUAAUCUUGAAUUUGUCUGUCAUUAUUUUAUCAACGAAACAUCGUCUUACCAGGACCACAAAGUAAAAUAGUAUUGUUAAAUAAGUACGUCUCAGACUUAAAAAAUAAACGUGUUCACGAAAAUUAUUACGCAGUUUGUGAUAACAACUGGAGUUGUUUUUUUCGUAUAUUUAAUGUGUAUUCAAGUUGUUACACUUUCAUUAUUUUGGAGUCUGUUUUUUAAACAUUUAAUAUCUGCAAGCUGGUGCCAUGAUUCCACAUCCUUCGGACAGUCGUUUGUGAAUUUUCUUUAUCAUCAUAAUGUGAUUCAUGAUUUCUCACACAAUUCUGUAGAAGGCCGUGCUCCCUUGUCACGUAAACAACUGAUUUUAUAUCUGAAUGGUGCCAUAUGUUUCCAUCUUUACUUCCCUCAAAUGAUUUACGUGCGGACGCAAACGAACUCUAGCGGCGAUCACACUCAACGCUGUAUCUCCUGAUUCUAUUUGAAGAGAGUGUAUCUGCGUUUGUUGUAUCAUUGACUUCUUCGUUCACAGCGCGCGUUAACUAGUCAAAUGAAUGGAAUCGUAAUUAGGAUUAUUAUAAAACUCAAGUAGGUUAUCGACGAAGCGAUUUUCAAGAAUUCAAACACAUCCCCCAUUUGCACUUGAAUUUUUUAGGAAAAUAUUAAGUUUCUCCCAUUUUGAUUCCAGAAUCAAAUCAACUCACCAUCAUUAAAAACAUUUUAGUUUUAAUUUCGUUGUUGUAAUAACAAAAAGGUUUAACCUUCCGGUCAUACAUAACUUGGUCUUCACUGUGCAUUGUGUAUUGAAGAAGAAACUUAGUCCGUCAUAAACCAGUUGAUCUGCAUCUCGUUUUGUUUGGGAUUUCAUUUUACAAAAUAGCGUUGACGUAAAGGCAGCCAUAUUUAGCUACACGUUGGUGUAUUUUAUUUUCUUAGCUGUUAUUUUCGUAUUUGAGAAUCUAGCGCAUCAACUGAACACCAGGUGUGAGCACGAAAAAUACUAACCGUCUUUGUUUCCUCUUUAAACCCCAGUGGUAACUAUAUAUACCACUUGAUUUAACAAUCAGUAUUC